UGGUUGGCUUUACGUUUGUGGUGAGGUUGAUGUGUCAGUCAGUGUUUCCGAGGGAGCAGUGGCGCAUCUCACGGACCGCUGCCGGAAUAAUGGGCUUCUCUAUCAUGUGAGCAGUCCGGCCUUUUCUUUUGCCAGCCACGUCAGUCGCAUCCGAAAUCAAGACUGAGUGUGGAAGAAAGAAGAAAUAGACUCGUGUAAUUUAUAUCAGGCUGUUAUGUGAAAGAGGGACGAGGCUUUUGGAUGCGUAUUUGUUUUGCUAGGCGACAUGAAGCAGGGGGUGGUCAAUCGCCACCGAAACGCUGGUUUCUGGCCAAACACCAUCCUAUUCUAGCUUGUCCUCGGCCUCGUUCGGUUGUAUUUCAUUUCCUUCGGUGAAUUUUCAUUUUGUACACCACAGCUUUUUUUUUCGGUCAGAGAAGAUGCAGCAGGCUUGAGGACAUCCUUGAUAUUCGCUGACUGCCUUCGCCGCUGCCAUGACGAACGCAGGCUUUCUCUCGGGCAUGGCUCAGCCGGCAGCCUCACAGGCAGAUUGACUGGGUCGUGGUUGCAGCCGCGGAGAGGCCGAUGUCGACAGCUCAUCGUAGGAGCUCGAUUCUGUAAAUAUCAUUAACAAUAAUCAUCAAUAAUAGUCACGAAUCUCAGGGAAAAUGUCCUCGCGGUCUGCAUUACCACCUGGGAACGAGAGGAGCUCAGACCAUCAUGCCUCGCUGGCGGUGAGUCGCUCCGAGAAGGGCGCAAGCGUGUCCAGCCGUUCACUGGGUGCCCGCUGUCGGAGUUCCAUGGCCUCCUGUUCGGACGAGCAGCCACACAUCGGAAACUACCGGCUACUGAAGACGAUUGGCAAGGGCAACUUCGCCAAAGUCAAGCUGGCACGCCACAUCCUUACAGGCAGAGAGGUCGCAAUAAAGAUUAUUGACAAAACUCAGCUGAAUCCAACCAGCCUACAAAAGCUCUUUCGAGAAGUGAGAAUCAUGAAAGGCUUACAUCACCCAAACAUUGUGAAACUGUUUGAGGUGAUUGAGACAGAAAAAACACUGUAUCUGAUUAUGGAGUAUGCCAGUGGAGGUGAAGUAUUUGACUACCUCGUGUCUCAUGGGAGAAUGAAGGAAAUAGAAGCCAGAGCCAAAUUCCGGCAGAUUGUGUCUGCUGUCCACUACUGCCACCAGAAAAACAUAGUCCACAGAGAUUUGAAGGCUGAAAACCUUCUGCUGGACGCUGACGCCAACAUCAAGAUCGCUGACUUCGGCUUCAGCAAUGAGUUUACACUGGGCAACAAGCUGGACACCUUCUGCGGAUCGCCGCCCUACGCCGCACCCGAGCUCUUCCAGGGCAAGAAGUACGACGGGCCAGAGGUGGAUAUCUGGAGCCUGGGGGUCAUCCUCUACACACUCGUCAGCGGGUCACUGCCUUUCGACGGGCAGAACCUAAAGGAGUUGCGUGAGCGUGUGUUGAGAGGGAAGUACCGCGUGCCCUUUUACAUGUCCACUGACUGCGAGGGCAUCCUCCGCCGCUUCCUGGUGCUCAACCCCACAAAACGCUGCACCCUAGAGCAAAUAAUGAAGGACAAAUGGAUCAACGCUGGUUUUGAGGGUGACGACCUCAAGCCUCACAUAGAGCCUGUGGCCGACUACAGCGACGCCAGCCGCAUCGAGGUGAUGGUUGGGAUGGGCUUCACCUCCGAGGAGAUCAAGGACUCUCUGCUCAAUCAGAAAUACAACGAGGUGUCUGCCACCUACCUGCUGCUGGGGAUCAAGACUGAGGAUGGUGCGGAGACACGGUCCGGCAGUAUGACUCUGCCCCGCGUGCGGCCCAGUCCCAUCACCAACGGAACCAACAAGCACUCGUCCGCCACUGGCUCCUCUUCAUCCUCCUCCUCCUCCUCCCACAGCAAGACGCAGCGCAGCAGCUCCACCUACCACAGGCAGAGACGGCACAGCGACUUCUGUGGUCCCAGCAUGCCGGUGAUGCACCCUAAGCGGAGCCCGACCACGGGCGGUGACCGUGACCUGCGUGAGAGCCGCAUGCCCCCGCGCAAGGCCAGCUGCAGCGUGAUGGGCAGCCGCAGCCUGCCGCCCUCCAGCCCCAUGGUCAGCAGCGCCAACAACCCCAACAAGGCCGAGAUCCCUGACCGCCGCAAGGAGAUGACCGCCACCACCAAUAACAUCCCAGGCAGUGCCAUGACUCGCCGCAACACAUACGUGUGUACGGACCGCUCCAACACAGAUAGACAUUCACUACUGCAGAACGGCAAAGAGAACAGCUCUCUGUCUCACCGGCUGCCCCCCACCUCUCCGUCCACGCUGAGCAUGGCCGGCGCGGGCGCAUCCUCCUCGUCCUCCUCGGGCGAGCGCUGCCGCCUGACCCGCGGCUCCACCAUCCGCAGCACCUUCCACGGGGGUCAGCUGCGUGAGCGCGGCGGCGGGGGCGUCCCCUCUUACGGCCCGCCGCCCACCUCCCCGACGCUGCCCUCGCACGAGGCCGCCGCGCUCCCGCCCCACGCCCGCAGCCGCGCCACCUCCAACCUCUUCAGCAAGCUCACCUCCAAACUCACGCGCAGGGUCAAUCUUGACCCCUCUAAGCGCCAGGGCUCAAACAAGUCAGUGUCGGGUUGCACUCUCCCCCAGGGAUCAAAAACAGUUAGGUCACAAAUGAACCUGAGGGAGUCAGCAGACCUUCGGUCACAAGUCUCUUCCUCCCCCUCUCUCUCCUCUCUCCCCUUCUCCAGUGGCCAUCUACCUGGGCAUUCGAAAGCGGCCGAGCCCCGGUGCGUCGGAGGCGGGGGCGGGCGUUGGUGGGGGGGGGAUGUGAGGGGCCGUGCGGCGGCGUCGGUGGCGGCGGCAGCGGUGCCCCCCCCUCGCGCCCCGGCCGAGGUGGUGCUGGCGGUGCGGGAGGCGGCGCGGGGCUGCGGUUGCCAGGUGCGCCACGCCGGGCCCUUCCUGCUGUGCUGCAGCCGGCAGAGUGAGGGCGGCGGCGCCACCGUGGCCUUCCAGGCGGAGGUGUGCCAGCUGUCGGCGGGAGCGUCCGAGGCCAACGGCGUGCGCUACACCCGCCUGUGGGGUGCGCCGCUGGCCUUCCGCCACCUGGCCACGCAGAUCUCCAAGGAGGUGGAGCUCUGAGAGAGAGAUGGAGAGAUGAUGGAGGAAGUGGGGUGGGGAGAGGUGCAUUCUGGGAGAGGCCAGACUGACUCUUGGCACAGGCCUCACCGUUCACGUCGCCCCACCCCUCACCCUCCUGGCCCCCCAAUCCCUCGUCUGUUUCGCUGUAGAGAACUUUCUCCCCCCCCCCCCCCCCCCACCCCCCCACCUACUCUAAAUUUACUCCCUCUCCCUCAAUCCACCCCCCACCCCUACCAAACCACCUCAAGGGUAUGUAGACUUUUUAAGACGUCCUCCUUACUUCUCCUAAGUCUUCUUACAACCCCCCUGUUGUCCAAACACACACACACACACACACACACAUUCUAGAGAGUACCUAUAGUGUACAUGCCGCACACAUAGAGAGCUUACACUAGUCGACACGAUUAUCCGUUUAACAUGCUGCAAACACCCAUAACCACACACACACACACACUCUCUCUCUCUCACCCUUUAGCCUGUGUUUCUGCACUCUACUACUCGAGUUAAACACACACACACACACACACACAUUGACACACACUAAAGAAGCAUCCCUCUGAGCAACCUCAUCCACUGGACCCUGAUCCAGUCUGAUCUUUUUUUUUAUUAUUAUUAAUUUAUUCAUAAUUAUUACGACCUCUGUUAGUGAUAACAUGUUUUUUUACCACCUCUAUUUAUAAUUCCUUCCACUGUUUUCAUCCUGGUCAUCUUUACUUCAUAUUUAUGUGGAUUUAUGUUGUGUUUAUUUUUCUGUUGUUAUGUUUGUCACUGAUGAUAUUUCAUCCCUCACAGAGACCUGUUGUCACAUGUGGAAGAUGAUAUGCACAAAUAUAUAAAAGCCAGUAAAACUUCAGCCUCUGCUCAGCUGUUCCGUCAUGGAGUCUGUCCCUCCACUGUCCACUCAUAACUUCUCAGAAUCAAGCUGUGUCCACUGGGUGAUAGGAUGCUACAUGGCUUACUUAACAACCCCAAGUACCAUGUGCCUGCUGAGACUGGCUAGGGGUUUGGCUGCUGUCUGGGCCAGAUCCAACCCGAAUGAGCUCCCAUCGGAGGGCUCUUACGGUGUUCAUGUGUGGCUUAAGGCAUAGAAAAAAAUAGUGCACUGUUUUCAUUUCGGAGUUUUUCAGCGAGCAAAACAUAGGCCAACUAUAGUUUCCAACUAUGUGUAUGUGUGAAUGAUUUCAUCAUGCCUAGACACAAGGAUAUAUAUUUUUUAUACAUUCCGUUUGGGGG
Messenger RNA from Alosa sapidissima (American shad), 4349 nucleotides. RefSeq names its product MAP/microtubule affinity-regulating kinase 4a (gene mark4a). Gene Ontology annotation, biological process: intracellular signal transduction; microtubule cytoskeleton organization; protein phosphorylation. Bases 648 to 3116 code for a protein of 822 amino acids. NCBI's taxonomy places the organism in Eukaryota, Metazoa, Chordata, Actinopteri, Clupeiformes, Clupeidae. Gene Ontology annotation, cellular component: cytoplasm. The transcript is spliced from 18 exons. The record is from RefSeq and is a predicted model, not a curated record. Gene Ontology annotation, molecular function: protein serine/threonine kinase activity; tau-protein kinase activity; ATP binding.